AUGAUGCGCAUGAAGCCUGACCAGUGGCAGGACGUCAUCGACACCAACCUCUCGUCGGUCUUCUACGCAUCGCAGGCGCGCGCGCACGCCGCCACCAAGGUCAUGGGCAAGCAGCGCAGGGGCCGUAUCAUCAACAUCGCGAGCGUUGUGGGCAUCACGGGCAACGCCGGACAGGCCAACUACUCCGCGGCCAAGGCCGGCGUCAUCGGCCUGACCAAGACCAUCGCUCGCGAGUGGGCCGCCCGCAACAUCACCGCCAACGCCGUCGCGCCCGGCUUCAUCGCCUCGGACAUGACCGCGGCCAUUGACAAGAAGUAUGAGGAGGCCAUCCUCAAGAGCAUCCCCCUGGGCCGCUACGGGCAGCCGGAGGAGGUGGCGGGUCUGGUGCGCUUCCUGGCGCUGGACCCCGCGGCCGCAUACAUCACGGGCCAGACCUACACCAUCGACGGCGGCAUGGUCAUGAACUGA
Molecule: messenger RNA, 468 nt
Organism: Monoraphidium neglectum
Lineage: Eukaryota; Viridiplantae; Chlorophyta; Chlorophyceae; Sphaeropleales; Selenastraceae
Product: 3-oxoacyl-[acyl-carrier protein]reductase
Exons: 5
Coding region: 1-468 (155 amino acids)
Molecular function (GO): oxidoreductase activity
Source: RefSeq, a predicted model, not a curated record